UUCAAGUUGUCUGUGCAUAUAUUUUUAAAAGGUCUUUUAUAGAUAAUAAUAUAAAAAAGGGGGAAGGGAUGAACCUAGAUAUUGAUUUUGACUGGUCAGCUAAUUUUGCAAAAUUGAUUGGCUUCGAAAAUGACGAAGUAAAAGAUUUGUUAAGACUAUACUUUCUUCUACAUAGUGAUCACGAGGGGGGAAAUGCAAGUGCCCAUGUAUCUCAUUUGAUUGGAAGUACCUUGGGAAAUCCCUACUUAUCUUUUUCUGGAUGUGCUAUUGCCUUAUCAGGACCUUUGCACGGAUUAGCCAAUCAAGAAUGUUUGAAAUUCCUGUUGGAUAUAAAAAAAAAACUGGAUGGUAAAGAACUAACUUACGGAUUUAUUGAAAAGUAUGCCAAAGAUUUUCUCAAUUCUGGAAGAGUCAUCCCUGGGUAUGGCCAUGCUGUGUUGAGAGUCCCUGAUCCUCGUUUCUUGGCCCUUCGAAAUUUUGCCUUAGCACAUUUUCCAAAUGACCCCAUAGUACAAAUAUUAGAAAUGUGCUAUAAAGUAAUACCAGGGAUUUUGUCUGCCACUGGGAAGGUCAAAAAUCCGUACCCAAAUGUCGAUUGCUAUAGUGGUUCUCUCCUGCACCAUUACGGUAUUAAGUACCCUGAGUAUUACACUGUCCUCUUUGCGCUUUCUAGAUCCAUCGGGGUAAUGUCCCAGUUGGUGCUAUCUAGGGGGUUAAUGUACCCAUUGGAGCGGCCCAAAUCGGUGGACGUGCACAAUUUGAAGAAAAUAUGCGAAAGGAAUUACGUAAAAAUUGAGGAAUUCAAGGGUCAAGACAAUUCUGCAGAUAUCCAGCACAGUGGCGGCCGCUCGAGUCUAGAGGGCCCGCGGUUCGAAGGUAAGCCUAUCCCUAACCCUCUCCUCGGUCUCGAUUCUACGCGUACCGGUCAUCAUCACCAUCACCAUUGA
Messenger RNA from Plasmodium vivax (malaria parasite P. vivax), 947 nucleotides. RefSeq names its product citrate synthase, mitochondrial precursor, putative. The annotation marks the transcript as partial. Gene Ontology annotation, biological process: carbohydrate metabolic process; tricarboxylic acid cycle. The transcript has a single exon. The record is from RefSeq and is a predicted model, not a curated record. Lineage: Eukaryota; Apicomplexa; Aconoidasida; Haemosporida; Plasmodiidae. Gene Ontology annotation, cellular component: mitochondrial matrix.